CAAAGCGAGGCGGUGUUCCGAGCGAUGGACACGAACAGCGACGGCGAGAUCAGCCUCGAGGAGUUUACAAAGGGGCUGAGCGAUGCCAUGGAGGGUGAAGAGGCGGCAAUGAGCGAGUCUCCCGCCCUGGCCGCCUUUAGGGAGCUGGACACUGACGGCAGUGGCUUUAUCGACCUGCAGGAGCUCAGGGUCGCCCUCGACGCAGCCGCCCGAGCCCGCCCAUCGGAGGAGGUGGUGGAGGCCAUCUUCAGGGAGAUAGACGCCAACGGUGACGGCGUCAUCUCGUUUGAGGAGUUCGCACGGGUGUACGCGAAGCUGGAGCUCUGA
Molecule: messenger RNA, 327 nt
Organism: Emiliania huxleyi CCMP1516
Lineage: Eukaryota; Haptophyta; Isochrysidales; Noelaerhabdaceae
Exons: 1
Molecular function (GO): calcium ion binding
Source: RefSeq, a predicted model, not a curated record